This is a messenger RNA of Brassica rapa (field mustard), 1788 nucleotides long. RefSeq lists its product as uncharacterized. Lineage: Eukaryota; Viridiplantae; Streptophyta; Magnoliopsida; Brassicales; Brassicaceae. The record is from RefSeq and is a predicted model, not a curated record.
AUGUCAAGGCUACUUGUUUUGAGAGUCAGUGCUUUGAUAUCCCUCAGAACUGGUUCGACAAUCUUUUAUACUACAACAUUUGUUUUAGGAGCCUUGAAAACUCCUAAUUACAGCGAAAACGCCAUUAACGUAUCAGAUGCGUACUGUUCAGGUCCUUCAAAUCAUUCCUACAUCUCUCCGACAUUACACCCCGACACAGUAACUACAACUUAUAAAGCCAACCUCCCUUCUUCCGACAAACCCGUCUCUGUUUCGCUCACCUGGUCGGAUAAUCUCACCGUCGUGAUCUCCACGCAAACGAAGUCGUACUCUCUCUCCCUCAAGAAACCAAAAGGGUCAAGAAACUUGACUUCUUCCUCGGGAUCACUCAACGCUGAGAUCAUCUGGGAUCUAACGGAGGCAGAGUACGAUAACAACGGGCCGGAACCAACAAGAAGAUUCUCCGUCGCCGUCGUGGUCAACUCCGAGAUCACCCUCAGAGUCGGCGACGUGCGAGACACGUCAUCGUGGCGGGUCUCGCGAACGGAGAGAUUCUCUGGAACUUGCUGGCUCUCAACGAAGGCUAAGUUCUCAGACGCUGGAGCCAAACACGAGAUUCAGAUCCAAUGCGGCGGAGGAGGUGGUGGCAGUGGAGGAGAAGAAGGGUAUUUAUGGAAAUUAAAACGUCCUGAAACGAUGUCGGUUUGGGUGCAUAAGAAGAAAGUGUUUGAGGUGAAGAAGCUGAAAUGGAAUUUUAGAGGGAACCAAACGAUGUUCUUCGAUGGGAUGCUUAUUGACAUGAUGUGGGACUUACACGACUGGUUCUUCAGAGAACCGGCGUCGUUAUCUUCCACUUCGUCGUCAUCGUCGUCUUCUGCCUCAUCGUCUUCUCCUCCGUGUGCUGUGUUUAUGUUCAGGAGGAGGAGUGGAUUGGAUAGUAGAUUGUGGCUCGAGGAAGACGAAGAAGAGAACAAGAAGAUUGGAGUAAGAGAAGCCAAAUCGUUCUCUCUUGUCAUUUGUGUCUCUAAAAAGUAAAAAGUUAACCCGAAAAAACUUUCUUAUUACUGAUGCACUUACGUUAACAUUUUUGUUUCCCAUGCAUGCUUUAACUUUGACAUAACUCUUUGUUCUGAUUUUAAUUUUUUUUCAUGAUAUUUGAAGUAGAUCAUCACUCAUAUUCACUCUUCAACUAACUUAGCACAAACUCCUCUUGCCAUAAAAUGGCUUACAACUUCUCUUCUCCUUCAUCAAACUCAUCACCCAUCUCUCCUCAAAACCCUAAUUCUCAUCAUCAAUAUGCCAGGAACCUCCAAAGAAAAUAGCUGUCACCACCCUUUGUACAAGGGAUUGAGACAACGAAAGAACUCAGACAAGUGGGUUUAUGAAAUCCAUGAGCCGAGAAAACCUAACCGUAUUUGGUUAGGAACAUUCUUGAUCCCCAAGAUGGCGGAGUAACGUGAGAGUUCGAAAAAUCACUUCGCAAAUAAUAGUAUAUAUAUAUUGUUUUAAAAUUGAGUAUUUCACAAUUGUUUUAAUUUAUUUUAAUAUUAAGAAACUGAGUAAAUCCCACCGAUGUUUUUUUUUAACUGACCAACUUUGAUGUUUCAAUAUAGAUUAUUUUCUCAUACUGGUAACGUUUGAAUUUGUUUUCAAGCACUAGAGACGCUUGUCAACUACACAAUGCACCCGAAUCUAUACAUAAAAUAGUUUAAAACAACAUAUGUUUCCAAAGAAACAGUUUAUUUAACAAUAACAAUUGACAAAUUAGAACCCUUUGAUAUGUAUGGAAGAUAUUAAUUAAAAAAAAAU